UAUUUCCCUUCUACGUGACUAGGGGUCGGCACGGUUUGAACCGACUCAAACUGGUUUCAAAUUGAGCAAACCAAACGAAACCAAACCAGCGACGACUGAACCAAACCAAACCAAAACCAAACCAAACUAAGCUAAACCAAACCUCUUGAGUUGGCUUGAACCGAAAAGAUGCGCGGCAAACAAUAUUCGCAUUCAAUACAAAUAUCAAGUGUAUUAAUCGCUAAUUUCUACGCAGUCUUUCUUCAUGUUGAGAUUCACUAGCAAGUACUGGACGACGAUGUCGUCCACAGCCAUCUCCUCAAGCUUGGCACGCCCAAUGUCCUUGAACGCAGAGUGGUAGUUCAAUGGCAGUGAAACGCCAACACUAGGCAACAUCCGCGCCCACGAGCGCACACACAUCUCGGCCUUGAACGUGCACUUGUGCAGGUUUGGUCGGUCGAGAAAGGAGCGCUUGGCGGCCGAGUUUGCUCUCUCGGAGGGCACGGACGACGCCGGGAUAGGCAAAUAGUCGAGGGCCACGCGUCGCAGGCGCGGGCACUUGCCGCCGUACAGCUUCCACCACUCGACGACGUCCAUGCUCAGGUCCUGAGUCGGCUCAAGCAGGAAGCGGUCGACCUCGGAGGCGGCGCCGUCGUGAGCGUUGGGCGCGUAGACCAUGUCAAAGAGGAUUUUAAUGCCGCCACGCGGCGCCGCCUUCGGCGCCGCGUCCGUCGUCAACGCUGGGUAGCGCUGGUUGAGAAUGUCCGUCAUCAUGUCCUUGAUAUUGCUGUACUCGGCCUUUACAACCAACCAAACUAGUUUGAGCCGGUUCCACCCUGUCCGAGCCAAACCGAGUCGGUUUUCGUAGCCCCAAACCAAACCGAACCAGUUUAAACAAAGCCAAACCAAACCGAUUUGGUUCGGUUCAAACCGCGGUUUGGUGGUUUGAGCCAAACCGUGCCGACCCCUAUACGUGACUUUACCGAAAGAACCAAGAAGAAGUAAGGAGUUGUGAGUAAGUAAGGAGUUGUUAGUAAGUAAGGACUUGUCCCUUGCUUUUUAUACGACACGUGUGCGGCGAUGGUGCAGCCAUUGAUCGAGGGUCGAAUUCGAAACGCGUGAUCGGCAUCGCGCUCGCUGAAGAUGUUUGCCUUCAGGGAAGUCGUGGACUGUAUACGCAACUGCGCACAAUUCUGUGAGUCACUUAUAACUGCGUUGCCGUUACCUAUUGCCAAUUAUGGAUUCAGACUAUUGUCCUAUCAUCUCAUAGAGUCCCUGGCACGUAUUACUAUGCUACACAGUGGCAGUGGGGGUCGCAAAAUGCCGAUUUAUUACUAAUAAACCCCAAUGAUCCGAUCGAAAUUAGGGGCACGUGCCACCCCACCCUCCCUUCCCCCACUGGCUCCGCCAUUGCUCGCCAUGGAGAUGCUGGCAAUGUAAUGGUUAGCUUACUGGACUUGCAAUCCAGAGGUCGUUGGUUCCUCAAUUCAACCCUGACUCUGUCCACCUAGCCGUUAUAAACUGGGUGGCCACACUUGAAUGGGCAGUUCACACGUGGUGGUGGGGGUCAAGUAGGGAUGCUCCCAAUUCCUUACGUGAUGUCUGACCAGGUGUUGAGAGAAGGCAAGAUACUCUAUAGAACCGUGGUUCAACACUUUUUUGGGCUACCGCAUCCCUUUGUUCAAUUGCGUUUCAACCGAGCACCCUCUCCUCUGAUCCAACAUGGUUUUGAGAAAUAAAUGUAUACAAAAAGUUACGUGAAUAUUUUAACCAAAAUGGUUAAAUGCUGUGAGGUAUCCCCAUCUAGCUGGUAACGGCAAACAAACGCGCGCUCUUGUGUGCGUUACGUAAUUCGCUUACGCUCGCUGGUUACUCUUAGAAACCACAUUGUUUACCAUCUUUGAGUUUAGAACGGUCUCUUACAUCGUCUUAGGUUACCGUGAGGAUUCAAAUUCUAUCGUGGUUAUUGUAUACUACCAGACUCGUACACGAUUAUUUACCAAUGACUCUUUACCAAUAUAACGUCACAUUUACACAAUCACCUCGCGUACCUCCAGCGAUCCGCGUACCCCCGGUUGAUAACCACUGCUUCAGGAGGAACUCCCAAGCAGGAGGCCCCGUUCCCAGCAGUAAAAUAAACAUGUAAUUGCAGGUCUGCGCCUUUGCCAUGGUAAUAAAUUCCCCCUACGCCCGUACCCUGUACGGUUGUAUCUGAAUAUUCAUUUAAAAGUCCAGAGGUCGUCGUGGCUAAAGGCAUGCCACCAGCCCUCGCCAUUGCUGCAGUCCUGAUGCUACAUCACAUGACUGUUGCACAGAUUGAUUGGGGGGCUUUGUAAGGAAAUGGCGAUGAAAUUUUGAGAGAUGGGUGGCGGUGGUGACCCACAGGAAAGAUGUAAAAAGCCGUCGGAAUUCGCAAACACUUUGCCCCUCCUCAAGAGCCAAGUGCGUGCGAGCACUUACAAUGCGCGAGUGGCAUCUGCAAUUCUCUGACAACUGCGAUGGCACACGGCAGUCUGAGUGAACGACGCAUGGUAAAGCGGCAACGGCCAUCCAGACCAAUGGAAGAUUCUCACGUCGACGAGAUGGGAUCAAGCGCGUGCGACGAAUGCUCGGAUGGAGGGGAUGGGUUGACCAAGGACAAAGGAGCCGUGGUGUACGGCGUCUACGACACCCCACCGUGGUACCUGUGCAUUGUGCUUGGCCUACAGCAAUUCCUGACGGCAUUCGGCACCAUCGUGGCGAUCCCGUUCAUCCUGUCGGAGCACCUGUGCAUCAGCCACGACGACGUGGCGAAGGCGUACCUCAUCAACACCAUCUUCUUCGUGUCCGGCCUGUGCACUCUCCUGCAGGUCAACUUCGGCGUCAGGCUGCCCAUCCUGCAGGGUGGCACCUUUGCGUUCGUGACGCCCACGGUGGCGCUGCUCUCGCUGCCCGAGUGGAAGUGCCCCGAGACGCCGCUCAACAUUACGAGCCCCGAGCACGAGGAGAACUGGCACUCGCGCAUGCGGGAGGUCCAGGGCGCCGUGCUGGUGGCCUCCACCGUGGAGAUCGUGCUGGGCUUCUCAGGCCUCGUGGGCUUCGUCCUGCGCUUCGUGGGGCCGCUGUGCGUGGCGCCCACCGUGUCCCUCAUCGGACUCUCGCUCUUCAAAGUGGCGAGCAACGACGCCGGGACGCACUGGGGGAUAUCGGCGAUGACCGUUUUCCUCAUCGUGCUGUUCUCACAGUACAUGAAGAAUCUGGCUUUGCCAAUCCCCACCUACAACAAAGGCUGUCGGAUAAAAUGGUUCCAAGCAUUCAAGUUAUUACCGGUGCUGCUGGCUAUGGGCAUCUCGUGGCUCCUCUGCUACAUCCUCACGGUGUGCGACGUCUUCCCCAGCGACCCACAAGCCUACGGCCACGUGGCCCGCACCGACGUGAGGGCAGCCGCCCUGCAGAAAUCGCCCUGGUUCCGAUUCCCCUACCCAGGUCAGUGGGGCGCACCGACCGUGAGCGCCGCGGGGGUGCUGGGCAUCCUGGCGGGGAUCGUGAGCUCCAUCGUGGAGUCGGUGGGCGACUACUACGCGUGUGCCCGUCUCGUGGGCGCGCCGCCACCCCCGCGCCACGCCGUGAACCGCGGCAUCGGCAUGGAGGGCAUCGGCUGUCUGCUCGCGGGCGCCUGGGGCACGGGCAACGGCACCACCUCGUACAGCGAGAACAUCGGCGCGAUUGGCAUCACAAAGGUGGGCAGCCGCUUGGUCAUCGUGACGGCCGGAGCCAUGAUGGUGCUGCUGGGCAUGCUGGGUAAAGUCGGCGCAGUGUUCGUGACCAUCCCCACGCCCGUCAUCGGCGGCAUGUUCAUGGUGACGUUCGGCAUCAUCACCGCGAUCGGCGUGUCCAACCUCCAGUUUGUGGACAUGAACUCAACGCGAAACAUCUUCAUUUUUGGCUUCUCCACCUUCGCUGGGCUGGCUGUGCCUGGGUGGCUCAUGGACAACCCCGAUAUUCUCCGCACCGGCGUCCGAGAACUUGACCAGAUCCUGCAGGUGUUGCUCACCACCAGCAUGUUCGUCGGUGGCUUCCUGGGGUUGCUGUUGGACGUCACCAUUCCAGGCACCGAGGAGGAGCGAGGGCUGCUCAAGUGGCGGAGCGCCGGCCACUCGACCGCAGACGGUGGCGACGUGGGGCCCAGCAGGGCCGAGCGCCUCGCGCGCGAGCAGAAGUUCUACGGCCUCCCGUUCCGCUUGGACGCCCGUCUGCCCAGGUCAUGGGCCCGAUGGCUCCCGUUUUGGCCGCCCGCUGACCACGUGGGCGAGAGCGAAGGGCCUCGCGAAGCCGCCGCGGACACGGGCAGCAUUCCCGUCGACUUGAUCAUAGCCAACAAUGCUAUUGUCAUGGGAAACGUGGACAUGAAUUCUUGAUUAUUCUCGACAAGCGCACCUGGCUAUUUGGACUCGCGUGUGUGUGUGUGUGUCGUAAUCUUCAGCACGUCAACCCAAGAGGCAGUGGUCAACACAGCAGCCCCAUACAGAUUUUGAACCUGUGGGGGUCAUAAUAAAGCAUUUUAUCUCCGCGGGAAAACCCCAUUGAAUGGCAACUUUUUUUGUAAUGCGUGUUUAGUGCGUGCACCUCCGAUUAGCACGGUUGACUACGUAGGGUACGAAAGAAGUUCAACAUACGUGCAUACAGGAAACCGGAAUACACGGAGAAAACGCACGCAUAUGACGGGAUAUCACCGAAAGCUCCACGCACAUGGAUUCCAUCCACUGCUAUACCCGCACCUCCUAAUGACUUAAUUCCCGAGUCACAAAUACGAUGUAGACGCCAUCACAGCGAUACGUUCCGCUACGCUAUUUGGAUAUCCGAGCAAAGUACUGGGCAGGCUCCAGCUAGUUCCGAAUGCGGCUGCUAGAGUGCUCACAUCACGUGCACCGUUCCGUAAGCAGAUCACACCGGUCCUCUUAUCUCUCCAUUACGCUCGUCCAUCAAGGUCCUUCAGAUCUUCUCAUCUCCACCUGCUCAGCACUCCCAAGGUCGAGGUUGUGCUCUUUUGGUGAUCGCGGCUUUUGUUUGCGUGGCACCCAAGCUAUGGAAAGCCUUGCCACUUGAUGUCAGGCAGAGUCGAUGAGAUGUAUUGAAGUCUGCUUUGUAAACCCAUCUCUUUUAAGUGGCGUUCCGUCUUCUGUUUCGUCGGUUGCCCCGGUUCUGUUUUUGUUUCCUGCUUUUCAUACAUUCCGCAUUGGGAUCAUGGGAGAGAAUGAUACAUUAGAAUUAUUCUUAUUACACCCUGAUGGCUCGUCCAUUUCAUCGUAAAAUCAGAGUUUCCGCUCUGCAUCAACAUCAGCCCUGCGAGAAAGAAUACUCCCUCGGCCUCCACGGCCACACGAGGAGGCAACCAUCGCCAAAAGCGCUGACCCCCCCCCCAUCCGCAAGAGGAGCAGUGUCAUCAUCGGCAUUCGAUGGACUGCCAAGAGGAAAGAAUGAGAAGGGGGAGGAUAUAGUAGAGGUCAAAAUGGAACGUUGUGAGUUCCAAAACUGGGCUUGAGGUCAGCUAAGCCAGACUUCCUUCAGGCGCAUGAUGGUAAAUCGGCGGUGGGUGUCCUAUGGAUGGAGUGGAAUUGCUAAAGCAAUGUGGAAUUCCACCAAUGGUUUACGUUUGCCAAUGGAGAUGAGUGCUACGCCUUGUUGGUUUGAAACGUUUCUUUUUUUUUUACCAACUAAGGCCCACUGAGCUAUGUAGCUCUUUUUCAGAUGCGACCUGGCUAUCAUGAAUGAUAGCUCAACGAGGUGGCUUAUCAUGUGUCCAUGUAUAUCAACCAAAUACUCUGAACGCACGUUGAUUCUAAAUGUGGAGGAAAAAACCGGAAAACCGGGAGAAAAAUUCACGCGACGACGGUGGGAGAGACACACAAAUUCCAAAUAUACAGCAGCAGGCGUCAGGGUCUGGAUCGAACCCACGGCCUCCUGUAUACCAGGCGAGGUAGUUAACUUCUCGCCACCGUGGCGCCCAAAAUUCUGGGCAAGGAGACUCAGAAUUUGAUCAAAUUGUAGCUCACUGAAUCUGCAGACUACGCGGGUUCCAUAUGUACUUUGGAAUACAAAGUUCAGCUUGUGUGUUUGAAAGUCUAAACUCGAUGUGUGUUAUGUAUUUCCUGUCAUUAGCGCGCCCGCACAAACACACUCAGUGCACUGGGACACAUCGCUGUGAUUGUGGUUGAUAUCAUCAAAGACAAAGAUCCCCCGGAUAGCUUCAACGAAAUGUUGGGGCAAGUGCUGUUAGCGAGCAGCACCUAUGAAGGCCGGCACGGCACACGAGCAAUAGGUGAACAGCACCACGCCCGACCGCCUUUGUCUCCUGAGUGGCGAUGUUUACACAUCGCACAGGUACUCUUUUCAAGGCUGAGUCAACCUAGGAGAGGCCCAGGACCGGUUGAGAUAAUCGUCACCAGUGUUGGCCGUGAUCGGGAAUCGAACUCGGUUGGCCGGGUUCGUAGGGCAACGCACGAACCGUUGAAACUACCGCUCACCAGCAGAGGGCAGAGUGGCAGCGGCAUUUGGGAAUGUUAUUCUGAAGAGCCCAUUGCCAUCACUGCAGGCUUAUUGCAAUGCCACCAUUAGGCGCUGUCAAACACAGGCUGAAUAUCAGUGGUCAGCUGGCGAAUAGAACUCAUAAUGUCAGAGGCACCGAGCCAAACACUCAUAUAUGAAAUAGACUAAACAUCUCCUGAAAAAAUAGUAUUCGCACUUAGGGACGCUUUCGUAGGAAAAUGUUAUUUUUUUAUUAUAAUUAUUAUUAUAGUGGAGUGGUGAGCGAAUGCCACUGCGAACAUGGCGAGCUGAGUUCGACCCAAAACCAGGGAUAACAGCAGCGGCAAUUGCUUUCUGAACCGAUCCUGGGUCACCACUUAUUGACCAACCUCAUCCAGCAGAGGAUUGAC
Messenger RNA from Lethenteron reissneri (Far Eastern brook lamprey), 6893 nucleotides. RefSeq names its product solute carrier family 23 member 1-like. Gene Ontology annotation, molecular function: transmembrane transporter activity. Gene Ontology annotation, biological process: transmembrane transport. The record is from RefSeq and is a predicted model, not a curated record. Lineage: Eukaryota; Metazoa; Chordata; Hyperoartia; Petromyzontiformes; Petromyzontidae. Gene Ontology annotation, cellular component: membrane.